Messenger RNA from Micropterus salmoides (largemouth bass), 12889 nucleotides. RefSeq names its product membrane-associated phosphatidylinositol transfer protein 2-like. Gene Ontology annotation, cellular component: cytoplasm. Gene Ontology annotation, molecular function: phosphatidylinositol transfer activity; phosphatidylinositol binding; phosphatidylcholine intramembrane carrier activity. The record is from RefSeq and is a predicted model, not a curated record. Gene Ontology annotation, biological process: phospholipid transport. Bases 1041 to 5336 code for a protein of 1431 amino acids. NCBI's taxonomy places the organism in Eukaryota, Metazoa, Chordata, Actinopteri, Centrarchiformes, Centrarchidae. The transcript is spliced from 28 exons.
CCACAUUUCCAUUUCCAUUGGGAAAUGUCAUAGUUUUUACUCCACUACAGGUAUGUGAGAACAUUAGUUGCAGGUUACUUUGUGGAUUUAGAUUAUUAAUACAAAAUAUAACCAACAAAUACAUUAUGAUGCAUUAUUACAGAUUAAGAUAAGAUAAACGUUAUUGAGGGGUGGGGGUGGGGGAUUCACAAGCUACCCAGUCAUAUAUGAUAUAACUAAAAUUAGCUUCACAAUAACCAGCUGCAACAUUAAAGUGAUGAACAGUCACAGUGAAUCAAUGAUUAUAAUUCAGCGACAUGAUAUUAUUAUUCUGAAAUGGGCCUUUAUGCAAAAUAAGAACCUUUAUUUUUGGUACUUUAAGUAUAUUUUGAUGCACUUUUAAUUCUAAAUGCAGGACUUGUAACAGAGCAUUUCUACACUGCACUCAGGUUUGUAAGGUCUGAAGGCGGCUCUUCCUCGCUGGGGGGCGCCUUUCUCCUUUGUUGUCCGACAGAGGGGUGUCCUGCCCUCUGAUGUAACUGUUAACCUGGAUAUCUCUUAAGCCACCUGCAACACGCUGAAGCUCCAACACCGGACAGGACAGCCGUGUUUUUGGAUGACUGAGGUGCAGCAGUGACUUCCGUCAACCGCAGCGGGUCACAGACAGGCGGGCACACCGGGGAAUGAACGCUCCGUGUGGGGAACAACAGGACGCACAGCGCUCCCCUCUCCGCCGCAGAAUAUUAACACCAUCACCAGGUUUGGCUUCACUGCGCUCCUGUUUGGGGAAACACACCUUUAACUGACAGCGAUGUUGCGCACGGGCUUUGUGCAAUGUGGAAAUCCAGCUGAAUGACCGGACUGCAGAUAAACUCCGAGCUGCAGGAAGAAGGUUGGAAACAUUCGCUGGGGAUGGACUGCAGGUGUGAAUUACGAUGACUCCCAUCCUCGCUGUUUGAACAUGCUGCUUGGGUAGCGAAGCCGGCCGAGAGGACACGCACACACACACACACACACACACACACACACAAACACACAGUUGGACCAAUUCAAGCACAACCAUGCUGAUCAAGGAGUAUCGCAUCCCCAUGCCGAUGAGCGUGGAGGAGUACCGCAUUGCUCAGCUCUACAUGAUCCAGAAAAAGAGCCGAGAGGAGAGCUGUGGCGAGGGCAGCGGGGUGGAGAUCCUGGAGAACAAGCCUUACGAGGACGGCCCCGGAGGCUCGGGUCAGUACACGCACAAGGUCUAUCACAUCGGCAAACACAUCCCGUCGUGGUUCUGUGCCAUUCUGCCUCAGGCUGCCCUUCGAGUGGAGGAGGAGUCCUGGAACGCCUACCCCUACACGCGGACCCGGUACACCUGUCCCUUUGUGGAGAAAUUCUCUAUAGACAUCGAGACAUAUUAUAAACCAGAUACUGGAAAUCAAGUGGAUGUCUUCAAUAUGUCCUCUGGCGAAAAGAGACAGAUGACUGUAGACCCCAUAGACAUCGUAAAGGACUACAUCCCUCCUCACGAGUACCUGGUGGAAGAAGACCCCAAGCUGUAUCAGUCAGUAAAAACCAAACGUGGUCCGCUGUCAGACGACUGGAUCGAAGAGAUCAACCAGAAUCACGGUGAAAGCCCUGUGAUGUGUGCCUACAAGCUCUGCAAAGUGGAGUUCAGAUACUGGGGCAUGCAGUCCAAGAUCGAACGCUUCAUACACGACGUGGGCCUGCGUAAAGUGAUGGUUCGAGCCCACAGGCAGGCGUGGUGCUGGCAGGACGAGUGGUACGGCCUGACCAUCGAGGACAUCAGGCAGCUGGAGCUGGAGACCCAGCUGGCUCUGGCUAAGAAGAUGGCCCAGUACAGCCUCAAUGAAGAAGGGGGAACGGAGACCAACAGCUCCUCCGUGAGCAAGGACCAGGAGCAGGGAGCUGAGACUGCGGGAUCAGCUGCAGAGGCAGAAGGAGGGAAGCUGGGAGAUUCACUGGAGACACGAGGGGAGCUCACCAAGCAGUGGUCAACAUCCUCCAGAUCCUCCAACAGGUCAUCUAAACGAGGCGGGAGUCCGUCUCACCAGAGCAUUUCAGAGUGGAGGAUGCAGAGCAUUGCCCGAGACUCAGAAGACAGUACAGACGACGAGUUCUUUGAUGCUCACGAGGACUUUUCUGACAAUGAGGAGAUGUUUGCGAAGGAGAUCACCAAGUGGAGCUCCAAUGACCUGAUGGACAAGAUAGAAACAAUGGAGGUGGAUGAAGCACAAGAAACCUUGUAUCAGGAGUCGGGUGGGGAGUACGCUGGGAUGAGUAAUGAGGAGAGGCAGAUGGAGGAUUGUUCGUCUCAGCAGUGUCUCCAGCCGUGCAAAAUCCACGUCCUCCUUCUGGUCCUGCAUGGAGGAAACAUCCUGGAUACUGGCUCUGGUGAACAGAACAGCAAGCAGGCAGAUGUGAACACGCUGAGCGGGGCUUUUGAGACCGUGAUGAGGGUCCAUUACCCCACAGCUCUGGGCCGCAUCGCCAUCCGGAUGGUCCCCUGUCCAGCUGUGUGUGUCGACGCCUUCUCACUCGUCUCCAAUCUAAGCCCCUACAGCUACGACGAGAGCUGCCUGUCCAGCAGUCAGGACCACAUCCCUCUUGCUGCUUUGCCCCUUUUGGCUACCUCUGCGCCACAGUACCAAGAUGCCGUGGCUACCGUCAUCUUACGAGCCAAUCAGGUGUAUAGUGACUUCAUCAAGUCUUUAGAGGGGUCAUCUUUUACUGGCCAGGUGUGUGUUAUUGGGGACUGUGUUGGGGGGAUCCUGGGGUUUGAUGCUCUGUGCAGCAGCUCUGUGACGGUGUCAGAAAGCCAGAACAGCAGCAGGCGGGGCAGCGCCAUCAGUGUUCAGGACACAGACCUUCUUUCUCCAGGUAUUGUCAUAAACAGCGCCUCUCCUUCCUCGCCGUCCCUCGAAGGAAGCCGCCAUCUCAGCCGCAGCAACAUCGACAUCCCUCGCUGCUCGGGGCCCGACGACCCCAAGAGGCAACUUCCACGCAAGCGCAGCGACUCCUCCACGUACGAGCUGGACACCAUCAAACAGCACCAAGCCUUCCUGUCCAGCCUUCACUCCAGUGUGCUCCUCGGGGAACCCGGAUCAAGACGCUCCAGCAACAGCACCAUGCUGGAAGGAGGCUCCUUAGGAAAGUUUGACUUUGAGGUGACUGACUUCUUCCUCUUCGGCUCUCCUCUGGGGUUGGUGCUCGCGCUGAGGAAGACAGUGGUGCCCUCGUUAGAUGUGUCCGCUCUACGUCCGGCCUGUCAGCAGGUUCACAACCUGUUUCAUCCCGCGGAUCCCUCGGCCUCCCGCCUCGAACCUCUUCUGGACAAGCGGUUCCACCUGCUGCCUCCCUUUAGUGUCCCUCGUUACCAGCGCUUUCCUCUGGGUGAUGGGCACUCAGCUAUCUUGGUUGAGAUCAUGCAGAGUAACCCUCAGCUGCUGAUGGAGUCUGGUGGUGCAGCAUCCCACCGCUCGCAGGGGAGCGACGUCAACGAGACCUCCAUCCCUGUGCCCGUCCUCAACUGGCAGAGCUCGCAGCUCCUCACAGAGACAGAUGCUCUUCACUCGCAUGUUUUUGUAGACGGCCAGUACCCACCGUCGACGUCACCAGGGGUCCCUCACCUUCGUUUCAACCGCAGGGCCAGCGAGGCCAGCAUUGCCAGCCAGGUGUCAGGCUUAGCUGACUCUUACACCGCCUCCAACAUCGCCACGACACACAAACAUGAAGUCAGCCCCUCUAAAAGGUCCAGUCUGUUGUCCCAGCUGGCUCUACCCUACAAUAGAUUUGUCUCUCGGAGCUCGUCCCUGCGGUCGCGCCAGAAAAUCCACCAGGUGUUCCCCAAACCCAACGGUGUGGAAUCUGAGCUGAGCUCGAACGUUAGCUCUGACAUGACCUCUGACCUCACCGAUGUCACGUCUCACAUCACAGACAUCCGCUCGGCGCCCCUGUCACACGGGGUGCUGAAGAACAUAGAGCAAGUUGCUUCUCGGUGGUGGGGCAGUAAGAGGAUGGACUACGCCCUGUACUGUCCUGAUGCUCUGACAGCGUUUCCCACAGUGGCUCUGCCUCAUCUCUUCCAUGCCUCCUACUGGGAGUCUACAGACGUCGUCUCUUUCUUACUCCGACAGGUGAUGAGACAUGAGAACUCCAGUAUCUUGGAGCUGGAUGGUAAAGAAGUGUCUGAAUUCACUCCGUCCAAACCUCGUGAGAAGUGGCUCCGCAAGAGGACUCAUGUUAAAAUUAGGAAUGUGACGGCUAACCACCGUGUGAAUGACGCUGUGUUCACGGAGGACGGGGCCCAGAUGGUGACGGGACGUUUCAUGUACGGCCCUCUGGACAUGGUCACCCUUACUGGAGAGAAGAUUGACAUCCACAUCAUGACCCAGCCUCCCUCUGGAGAGUGGGUGUACUUUCACACGGAGCUCACCAACAGCAGUGGACGUGUCUCUUAUGUAAUCCCUGACGGCAAAAAGCUUGGUAUCGGGGUGUAUCCUGUCAAAAUGGUGGUCAGGGGUGACCACACAUUUGCAGACAGCUAUCUAAGUAUCGUCCCGCGUGGAACAGAGUUUGUUGUUUUUAGUAUUGACGGGUCAUUUGCUGCCAGUGUGUCUAUAAUGGGCAGCGACCCAAAGGUUCGAGCUGGAGCUGUGGAUGUGGUGAGAUACUGGCAGGACUUGGGCUAUUUGAUAGUAUACGUAACGGGUCGUCCUGACAUGCAGAAGCAGCGUGUGGUGGCCUGGCUCUCUCAGCAUAACUUUCCUCAUGGCGUCGUCUCCUUCUGCGAUGGGCUGGUUCACGACCCGCUCCGACACAAGGCCAACUUCCUCAAAUCCCUCAUCAACGAGGCUCACAUGAGGAUCUUUGCAGCCUACGGCUCCACCAAGGACAUCUCUGUGUACUCUUCUAUUGGCCUGCCUCCGUCCCAUAUCUACAUAGUGGGAAGGCCCACGAAGAAAAUGCAGCACCAGUGUCAGUUCAUCUCGGAUGGCUACGCUUCCCACCUGUCCCAGCUGGAGUACAACCAGAGGUCUCGCCCUGCCAAGUCAGCCAGCACCCGCAUGGUCCUCCGUAAGGGCAGUUUUGGGUUGGGUGCAGCUGGUGGAGAGUUCCUUCGCAAGCGUAAUCACAUCUUUCGCACCAUCUCGUCUCAGCAGCCCGGAGGGGCGGGGCCGGCCUCUCCCAACCAACCAGGGCGGACUGAGCGUACGCUCAGCCAGUGCGAGGUGGAGCGGGAGCGAGGGGUCGGGGCACCAACCCAGAGGAGUAUGAGUAUAGCUGCAGGGUGCUGGGGCCGCAGCGGGAGCACCAAGGAGGGCAGUGGAGGGUUACUCGGCCCAAAAUAAGGUUCAUAAUGGAGUUGUGGUGUUAAAGGACCUGGUCUGAACCAUCAUGAUCUCUGGACUGGACAAAGAGAGAAGGGUAGAAGAAGAAGAAGUGGAUUUAGGGUUGGAGUUUUAGAUAUUAAAUGGGUACGGGAGGGAUGUAGCAUAAAAACACACUUGAUUGAUCGUAAGGGAAUAGGGAAAGGAGGGAAUGAGAAGGAUCUGUCCAGGAGGAGUGGACUAAUCAGGCCAAGUGAGAUCCAGCAAACUAAAGACAAUUCUGUAGCAUGACUUUUACAGUAAAACUUUUAUAGGAUACAUCACUAACUAUUAAAAAAAUGACAAGGAAGGAUUAAAUGAAAUAUUGUAAGCCUUAAACUGAUCUCGUAUAACGGGACGCCCCUCCACUUCCCCUUUCCGCACACACGUACACAAUACGCCGUCCUGGUAUUCACACUCAUGAGCUCAGGACAAACUGCAAAGCCAGAUUCAUCUUCAAACAGUCAAGCACGGGUUCGAGGCCAAGUUAAUCGGCAGCCAUGGCAAAGAGCCAAUGGCUUUCACUUCUGUUUCUUUCCCACUGUCAGCUGAGCGAAUACUUGCUUCAAACAACACUCUACCCAGCAAUGACUGGCAAUAACAUAAAGGAUGGAGAGAGGAGAUAAGGUUACAAAGGUUAACCUUCUUAAAGAGCCAGUUCAUUCAGUUAAAAUAAAGACACGUAUUGUCUCACUUACCUCUAGGGAUAUCUAGCCAUGCAGAUUGUUUUGAGUUUAUUUGUCCAGCGUUUGAUCUAUCUGAAAUUACUGCCUCAACCCCAAUACAGUACAUGAGAAUUUAAUAUUCAGAGGAUAAAUCCUACUGAUUUCUGAGACUUUUCUUUUAGCCGAGUCAACACAAGAAGGGAAAGGCAAACGAAUUAAGUCUACAAAUGAUUCCAAUAUAUAUUUUUCUUAGAGAGGAGUCCACAGAGACGCCCCUCUUGUACAGAGUAUCCUUUCACUUUAGCCAUGAAGGGGAAGAUGAGCAAGGAGGAAGUGGAUGAAGGUCACUGAGCGUAGACGAGACUUGUGAUGAAGGAACCGGAACCGGAUUCGAUAAGUAGACUCGGAAUCAGAAACAAUUAAAUUGAAACGAUACGGCCAACAAGGUCACGCUCCUCUAUACAGUCAUUGUAUCAAACCUGCCCAUAUUAAAUACAUGCUUGUGAUUGGCCUGAUCUGAUCCAGGCAAGUGAGCACCCAUUCACCUCCACUGUAUUGAGGUAAGGACAGAAAUCUAAAACCAAACUGUCCACAUGGCUACAUACCAGUGGAGUUAGUGACAAAAUGUACUUUUUGUGUAAUUUGGGCAAACCUAUCCUGAUUUGAAAUCAUAAAAUAUAUUGCAUCACAGAUGAAAGAACUGUGUAAGUCCCAGAACACACGUGUUCAUCACUGACAUGCUACAUAUAUUUAAAUACAUAAUGCAGGUUGCUAGUCCAGUUUUCAUUCCACCGUUUGUGACUCUGUAGAAUUAUCCCUUUCAGUGUGGCCUCUGGGCCAUCCAAGGCCUUAAUAUCCAACAAAGACACUUGCUCCACAGAUGGAACAGAAAGCAGAACAAUAGGGCAUGCAGCAUUAAAGCAACAACUGAAACUCUGUACAGUCCACAGCAACAAUCCCUUUAUAUAUUCAUUUGCUUGCAAUACCUCUGAUUCACCUGUUGGCGGUGUUCAGUUUCCCACAUGUGCUGCUGCUGGGAGACACUUGCGUGGUGUUCCCUGAUUUAUUGCUCUUUAGGCUCGUAGGAUAUGGUACAGGACGGACCUGUUUCAUUUCACGCUGGACCCUGGGAGGGACAGAGGAAGUAUUUCCACAUAGCUUUCACUUACAGAAACCUGUUAAUCUUUCAGUGUUUUUACCAAAUGGACUGAAGAAUGGGCUGGAAAUGAUGACUGGAUUGAUCUUUUCUGAGGUGCCCUCGUGAGAGCAAACAUUUGUUGCUUCUGUCUACUGAACUGUGUGUUUUCAUACAAAGGGGAGGUAGAAGAAGCAGUCACCUCACAUCUCCGAUCCGAAAACACAAAAGAUGUGCACAAAAUAGUCAGAUUUUCCUGUGCUGAUGCCACCCUUGUUCAUUAAAAGGACAAGUUCACAAAUUUUAAGUCUGUCUUAAAACGAUAGUCAGAUGCUUAAAUUAUCAUGAACAGUUUUUGCUUGCUGUAACUCAUACUGGCCAUUAAUAGAUUUAGAUGCGCUUCCAAUGUUAGAGCUAAGGGACCAAAUGUCACAGUCCUCGUUUUGUGCAAAAAAUGUCUUGAAAAUUUAAUUUGAAACUAAUGUGAAGGUUCAGCAGUCUAUGUUAGUUAAAUCUUACAGACUUUUUAGUUGUUUUUUGUGUGAUCAAAACAAAAUUUUUGGCAAAUUCCAGUCCGGGUUCAGGGUGCAGUACUGAAUUUGCUCUGCUAAGGGUGAGGAAAGUAUUGAUACUCUUGGAUGGUCUCAAACAUGUAGUAGUUGGGUCAAGCUCUUAGAACACUUAUAUUGUAUCUACAGCAUAGAUCAGGAUCAGUUAAGAUCCUCUUCUUCUGCUGUCUGCCAUGGUGUGCCCCAAGGCUCCACCUAAGUCCAUUUUAUUUUGAUAGAACAGCCCUUUCAUCAUUGCCGAUGCUGACGACUAACAUCUAUAGUUCCCUUGAAACAGAGUGAAAAAACACAAUCCAUAUACUUUUUUAAGACACAAAAAUGAGAUUAGAAAAGCAAAAAGUUUCUAUAGUGCUUCUAUAGCAAAAGUAGCUCCUGUCUUCAAAUCUCUGUCCAAAUUAGAUAGAUGCCAGAUAUCGGCAUUGGCCAAUACCUGCACUCACAGGGCAGAUAAACAAAAAACAUCUGCGGACACAUCUGCAGGCAGCCUCGUCAGUGAGCUGCUUUGAAAUGAUGUUAGCGCUCAACUCGUUGUGAAUUUUGGGAAGGUGGUGAAUAAGUCCUCAGUGACCAUCGUCUUUUCUAAAUGUUUUUCCAGUGCUAAAUGAAAGCAGCUCUUAUCUAACACCAUUACUGACGUUAAAUAUAUAUUGUGAUAUAUGGCAAAAAAAUGGUUUUUAAAAAAUCAUAUACGUUUGAUAAUUAUGGCAAUAAAUGUUUUGAAGGCUGAUUUUUGCUCCUAUGUGAAAGAUGAAGAAACCAGAUGGUUAAUUGUGGUGUUAAACUUUUCUUAAUGGCCAGAACAUGCCAGAACACUUGCCAGACUGUGGAUCACAUAACAAAUCUGAGGUACAUGAAUGGGUAAGAUUAAGUAAAAUCUUUUUUUCAGUCUUUAACCAAAUGAACUGCUAGUUUGUAUGUGAUUAAAAAAAAUAAAAUCAAACAUUUAUUAAACAUUUAUUGUUUAUUGUUAUUGAGAAAAAAUAUCAUUAUUGCUUUAUUACCUGCCCUAAUAACUGUUAUUAUACCUGUAAAGAAUAAUGCAGCUGAAUGACGUCACUUGUGACAAACUGUACCCCACUCUCCUUUAAACAGGUUCGGAGAUCUACAGCAGAACCCAAUUUAUUUUUCUUCUUAUUUAUUAAUAAAGUUUCAAUCUAAAACAACACGUUACCGGCAAACUACAUAUGCUGACAAUCUUAAAUUUUUGACUGCGCUAAAAUUUGACAACCCUUAGUCCUCAUCUACAGUGGAAGCACAUUAAAAGGGAUCUUUAAAAAGCUAGUAUGAAUGGGAGGAAUGAUUACAGCAAACAAAAUCUGUUUCAGUGUUCAAAUGGGCAUCGGACCGUUGUUUAAAAGGCAGAGUUUAAAGAUAGUGAACCUAUCCUUUAAACCAAUGAAAGCUUUUGGAGCAAGGAUGUGCAGAACAGUUGUACCUCUUGUUCACUUCAUGUUACUAUGCUGUUAUUUAAUGCCCAGCUUCCACACACAACACAAGAGUGUCUGUUUCCACUCUCUGUGUGAUCAGCAAUGUCUUCAACCCACCACAAAAGCCAAACUCGUUCUCUAAUACUGUAGUUAAUCAACUGUAUAACCUCAUUGUUGUUCUUUUGCACUAGUUUAUGGUGAAAAUAUACUGUAGUUACCAUGUCAUGUUGCUAUGUGUCUGCACCUCUGAAGGGGCGUGACACUUUUUAUUACUUUCAGGGUGAACUGUAUGUGCAGGUAAGCGCAUGUACAUUUUGUCAGGAUAUGAAAAAAGUAAAUGUGCCAAUCAGUAGACAUUUCUGGAGAAGUAUUUAGACCAGGGGUUUUCAAAGUCUUUAUAAAAGUCGGUCUUCCCUCAGACACAUUUGAGACAACUGCGUACCGCCAACACCCCCUUUCCCCUCUUCUCCUGUUAUUAUUGUUUGUCUUACUUCUGUUUGGCAGAUAAUCAUACUCCAAGGUUUGGAGCUACAGUUCCCAUAAUGCUUUGGGAGAUGUAAACAGGAAAUAAAAUGUUGCUAUUGCAACUUGAGCCCUGUUUUUUUAAUAGCUUAAAAUUUGUUUACAUUUUGGCAAUAUUGGCACCAUUAUGCCGAAUUAGCUAUUGCGGUGUACCCAUGGAUGUACAGACACCUGUCACUGGAUUACUUUGAUACUGAAGAAAACUUCAGGUCUGAGUUCUGGAGCGUCUUUUUUUUAAUUAUUUAUAAGCAGAUUUAUGGCAUUUAUUCGCAGAGAUAAUGACAUCCUCAGAAAGUGUAACUCACACUGAAUCUAAAAAUAUGUGUUACGAGUUUUAAAGUACGUUAGUUGAUCACAUCCAUGAGCUGUGUGUCACAACCGCUGCUUCUGCAACAGCUGACUGUGUUGGUGAGCAGCCAAAUUAGUACAUCAGACUAGACAAACUAACUAACCCUUGGUUUUCAGGACACAGUUUGAAAACCCCUGAUUUAGACGAUCCACCCUCUUAUUAUAGUAAGAAGGGGAGAAGUGUACUGAGAGCAGUCCUUGCUGCUUUGACUGGAUCUUGAUUGUUGGUGGUUUCCACCUUUUUAAUAUAAUAUUGCCCAUGUCUGAGAAAGAAAAGUGGCUUCAACAGAAAACUGAAGAUGUGUUUUUAGCUUUCAGUUAAAAGCAGAGGUCAGACGUGUCGCUGUAAUCGCGAACAAUAAGCUAUUCUGCAAGAAGUCAUGGACUUUUGCGUUGAGCUUCUGUUGUACUUCGGGUGGCAGGUUUUCGGCACAUCGUUCCCCUUUGUGGCUGUUUAGCUGCUGAGUUGAAUGUUCGCCCAUUUGGAUUCUGAGACUGUUCAGAAGCCAUGGAUGUGUUGAUGUACAUACUGUAAAGAUGUAUAUGUAGGACUUAUAUGUUUGAGAGUUAUUUAUUUACCUAAAGAUCAUAAUGUUACUCUGGAAAUUUCAGGUGAAAUAUAUUUGAACUAUGUAGCAUUUUAUUUGUCACUUGGCACUGGCAGUCAUUAAGGCUACGGACCAACACAGGACGUUUUUUGUUUUUACUAGUGCAAUAUUAUUGUUCCAAUCACAGCCAGGCAGAACCACUAUCACAGCAGGGGCACAAUCUACCACAAGACAAGCUGCAGGCAAUUCACAGUCUGAAAUCAUACACACACACCACCUGCAGAUGUGUUUCACACCUCGUGAAAACUAUUUGUAUUCGAGCUACUGUUGACCUCUGCUGUCUCUUUACAACAGUCAACUGCUGAGCAUUUUAUAGGACUUACUGCACCUAUUUUUCAAACUGGAGUAUUUUACAAAACCUUUGAAAUAUAACUGGAGACUGGUUUUUCAGUCAGCAGUGCGUGCAUGGAAAAAGUGAAACCCCAUAACAAAGCAGCUCUAUUUAACAAGCUGUUGCAUGUCAUCUAGUCAGAUUGGAGCUACUUAACCUUCAUGCUUAACAAUGAUAAACCAGCCGUGUUGUCCACAAUGUCGUCACUGUUUAAUGAAAUAUAUAUCAAAACAUUCGGCUGAUUAUAUUUGAGAUUAUUAUAAUUAUUGCCACAUUUGGAUAAGAUGUAAAAUGCUUAGAGACCUACGGAGGUUUUUCUUCAGCUCAGCUUUAAAAUACCAGUAUUGGUUUUAGUUAUUGACACCGUACAAUAAAACCUUUUGUGUUAAUAAAGCACCCUUUAUUAUAAGGGGGUUAUAGGUUAUAACCAAUUGCUUCAUUAAUCGUUAAAUUAACAUUUUGUGAAAUGUGCCAAGAUUCUUUCCAGGGGAUAGUUAGAAACGGCUAGCCUGGGUCCUUGUUAAGAAAUAGUUUAGCACAUAACCCACAAUUAAACCACUUAUUUCAAUUCUUACACUCCAGUUUUUGAAAAGAUAUGUGGCGUGUUAAUUGUCGAGUUUUACAGGUGCCGAUUCUGUUACCUUCAGACAAAGGCAGGCUAGCUGUUUCCCCCUGUUUACAGUCUUUAUGCUAAGCUAAGCUAACUGGCUGUUGCUUCAAAUUUAAUGGACAGUCAAAAGACCGGUAUAGAGCUUCUUGUCCAACGUUCUGCCAUAAAGCAAAGUGCAUAUUUCCCAAAACUUUUCCUCUAAUAGAUUAUUUACUAACGUUUUAAAGUUCACAUAAAGGUUUUUCCACAAUCUGCCAACUGAAAAUCUGUUGUUUUUUAAGGCUUAUAAAUCUAUAAAUGAUUUAUAAACCAUUAAUAAAGCAAUUCCCCUGAAAUAAAACUAUAUUACUAAAGAACUGUAGGUCUUUGACAUACACAUAUUUUAGGUGUCAGAAUACAGUGUGGCAAUAAUUCAUAUAUAUUUUGGAUAUAUGCAGUGUUUGAAAUUAGAUUAAAGUUUCACAUUCACACAUAACCCCCUUAUUUAGCAUUUGUAAGCAGUAUAUAAACACUUAAUGAACUAUAAUACACUAUAACACACUAAUGAAGCAAUUAUAAGGACACUUAAAAAUGUAUUAUUUGUUACAACUUUUUAACUCUUCCUACAGUAUAAAGUAUCCAGAACCGGAUAAUUAAUUAACAGUUAAUUAAUACUUGAUUGCGUAAUAAGUUAUAAUCAAGUUUCUUUAUAGGUUUUGAAAUACAUGUAUAAGUAUUAUUAAAACCUGCCUGUGAAUGUUGUGAACAUGUGCAUAAACAGUUAUGAAAUCUAUAUAUAUGCUUUUAUGUUUUGUAAUUUGUUUUAAAGCAUUUAUACACAUUAGAGAUGCUACAUGGGAUGGGUUAUACAGUAGUUGUUGACAAAUAAAUUAACACACACUAUUACUGAUUACAACUACAAAACAGGGUUAUAAACCAUUGAUCAAGUGUUAAUAUACUGCCAAUAAAUGUUACACAGGGGGCUUUAAAAUAAAGUGUUUCUCCAGUAUUUCUCUGUAUUCUGUUCACAGCUGUAUACAAACGGCCAUAUAACCUAUUUCUCACAUGGUUUGAUUGGAAAGUGUUAUUCUUUCAUUUAUGACACUGACAACCACUGAUAGAGGAACAGUGUUUACUUGGUUAACAACAUCAGUAUCAGAAUUACUCUUCUAAGUGAUUUUGACUCAUGUGUUGUUGUUGUUUUGGGACACAGGAUACAGUAGGUACUGAUGUCUCCUAGUUUAUGUGUUUAGGCAGAUCGGGCUGACCUCUGCCUGGGCCCCCAGCGCUCUCUACCAUUGUCUGUACUGUGGAAUAAAUACAAUUGGACAGUUAACUCAA